UCUAUAAACGAUUACAUGUGUCUCAAUGUUAGGCGUUUCACAUUCUAAUUUCGGUCAGUUUGUUCGUAAAUUAAAUUAAAACAAACCAGAAAUAACAAGUUACACGAUGUACUUUAAUUAAGUAGAUUCUACAUCACCUGAUACAUUUGAAGUGGCCUGAUGAUCCCGGGGUUAUAAAACGCGCUACUGAUUACUAUUCUUUGUACUUCAAUUUGUUAUUGUGCUCUGAAGUUUAAAGGCAGCUAAAAUAUGGAUUUCUUCACAAAGUUAAUGUUUGGGAUUUAUUUGUUUUUUGUUGUUCAUGGUAGACCAGACAUGAUCGAAGAAGAAAUCUUAGAUGAAAUUUUAUACAACUAUAACAAGCUAGCCAGACCAGCAACUACUGAACAUCCAACAGUGAAGGUAGAACAUGGAGUGAACCUGAUUAAAAUAGAGGAAUGCGAUGGUAAAACAUUAAAGGCAAUGACAUGGCUUCCAAUAGCCUGGACAGAUCCUCGUCUGAAAUGGUCCUUAGACUUUUAUGACCUUGAUGCACUUACUCUUCCGUCAGACUUAUUGUGGACGCCAGAUAUCGUUCUAUACAACAGCCCUUCAUCACAUGCUGGUAAUGCUUACAAUCCGCGCGUUUACAUCUUCAACAGUGGAUCCCUGUCCUGGUAUCCGCCCACUACCAUAACUACUAAUUGUGAAAGGAGCGAAAUUGAUGACUCUAUCAUAUUUUGCCUCAUGCGAUUUGGUUCUUGGUCAUAUCAUGGUAAGGCACUAGACAUUGUACUAUCCUCAGACUUUGUUGACACUGAAGAUUAUAUUGAACAUCCUGAAUGGGAAUAUGUGAAUUCCACAGCAUAUAGAGCAGUACAGAAGUAUGCAUGUUGUCCCGAAGCAUAUCCAUAUGUUAUGUAUAAUAUAACAUUACGCAGGCGUGACAAUUCUCAGUCAUACAAUGAAGAAACCAAUCUUCCCCAUUCUAUCAAUGGCGUCAUUGAAAGUGGGGAGACAAAAUACAAUGAUAAUUCCGACACAGCAGUACUGGAUAAAGACAGUAACACAUAUCAGACAAAUAAUACCAUUAGUGGAAAAGAAACUGAUACGGGCAAAACAGACUCGGGAGGAAAGUGAUAGUGCAACAAAAACAAUUGAUGAAAAACCAAUAAAAACAAAAUAUUAAGUUCAGUCUUCAUACCGGUGCAGUGUGUUUCUACGUUUUUCUAAUUUAGAUAAGCUCUUGAAUUUGUACAUAUGUCAUCCAUCAAUGAAAGUGAUUUUUUUUCGGAAUAACUGUUUUUGCCAUACUUCGAAAUUUGCAUAAUGUAUAUCUAUAAAUUAUUAUUUAUAAUGCAUAUUUGUUGUUUAACCUU
Molecule: messenger RNA, 1358 nt
Organism: Mytilus trossulus (common blue mussel)
Lineage: Eukaryota; Metazoa; Mollusca; Bivalvia; Mytilida; Mytilidae
Product: neuronal acetylcholine receptor subunit alpha-9-I-like
Exons: 4
Coding region: 250-1119 (289 amino acids)
Biological process (GO): signal transduction; chemical synaptic transmission; regulation of membrane potential
Cellular component (GO): synapse; plasma membrane; neuron projection
Molecular function (GO): transmitter-gated monoatomic ion channel activity involved in regulation of postsynaptic membrane potential; transmembrane signaling receptor activity; excitatory extracellular ligand-gated monoatomic ion channel activity
Source: RefSeq, a predicted model, not a curated record